AUGGCACAAAGAACCCCUCAAAUCUACAAACUGUUCCAAUAUGUCUGCGCGGGACUGGCUCUCAUAGCCGCCGUCGAGUAUUUCAAAUACUCCACUAGGAUAAAUUAUGAAUGGUUCCAUUGCACACUAGUGGAAGAGCCAUGGGAGCAGGGCUCGUCGCUCUCAAGGCUUUACGCGGUUGGCGGGCCUAGCUGUGACAAGCGUGGUGAGUUGAAGACAAUUAUGAAGAAAAUAACUAGGGGCUUCGAUCUACAGAAAGAGGGUAUCUCUUUCUGUAUUAAGGAAGACCUGGAAGUCCCCUCUGUCCACUAUCCUAUUCAUGACAAGAAGGGCGCACCUGGGUAUGUAGCAUACGCUAGUUACGACUCAGAUUCUCGGGACAUUAGAGAGGUUUGUGAGGACGCCCCCGUUUUGCAUAUAUAA
Molecule: messenger RNA, 423 nt
Organism: Lachancea thermotolerans CBS 6340
Lineage: Eukaryota; Fungi; Ascomycota; Saccharomycetes; Saccharomycetales; Saccharomycetaceae
Gene: LIP1
Product: sphingosine N-acyltransferase subunit LIP1
Exons: 1
Coding region: 1-423 (140 amino acids)
Source: RefSeq, a predicted model, not a curated record